This is a messenger RNA of Gorilla gorilla gorilla (western lowland gorilla), 3161 nucleotides long. Its product is annotated as formylglycine-generating enzyme. Gene Ontology annotation, molecular function: formylglycine-generating oxidase activity. Gene Ontology annotation, biological process: protein oxidation. Lineage: Eukaryota; Metazoa; Chordata; Mammalia; Primates; Hominidae. Gene Ontology annotation, cellular component: endoplasmic reticulum. Bases 46 to 1374 code for a protein of 442 amino acids. The transcript has 10 exons. The record is from RefSeq and is a predicted model, not a curated record.
GGCUCAGCCACGUGACCAACCGGGUCACAUGGCCCUCGGGACAACAUGGCUGCGCCCGCACUAGGGCUGGUUUGUGGACGGUGCCCUGAGCUGGGUCUCGUCCUCUUGCUGCUGCUGCUCUCGCUGAUGUGUGGAGCGGCAGGGAGCGAGGAGGCCGGGAGCGGUGCGGGCGCGGGGUCCCUUGCGGGUUCUUGCGGCUGCGGCACGCCCCAGCGGCCUGGCGCCCAUGGCAGUUCGGCAGCCGCUCACCGAUACUCGCGGGAGGCUAACGCUCCGGGCCCCGUACCCGGAGAGCGGCAACUCGCGCACUCAAAGAUGGUACCCAUCCCUGCUGGAGUAUUUACAAUGGGCACAGAUGAUCCUCAGAUAAAGCAGGAUGGGGAAGCACCUGCGAGGAGAGUCACUAUUGAUGCCUUUUACAUGGAUGCCUAUGAAGUCAGUAAUACUGAAUUUGAGAAGUUUGUGAACUCAACUGGCUAUUUGACAGAGGCUGAGAAGUUUGGCGACUCCUUUGUCUUUGAAGGCAUGUUGAGUGAGCAAGUGAAGACCAAUAUUCAACAGGCAGUUGCAGCUGCUCCCUGGUGGUUACCUGUGAAAGGCGCUAACUGGAGACACCCAGAAGGGCCUGACUCUACUAUUCUGCACAGGCUGGAUCAUCCAGUUCUCCAUGUGUCCUGGAAUGAUGCGGUUGCCUACUGCACUUGGGCAGGGAAGCGGCUGCCCACGGAAGCUGAGUGGGAAUACAGCUGUCGAGGAGGCCUGCAUAAUAGACUUUUCCCCUGGGGCAACAAACUGCAGCCCAAAGGCCAGCAUUAUGCCAACAUUUGGCAGGGCGAGUUUCCGGUGACCAACACUGGUGAGGAUGGCUUCCAAGGAACUGCGCCCGUUGAUGCCUUCCCUCCCAAUGGUUAUGGCUUGUACAACAUAGUGGGGAACGCAUGGGAAUGGACUUCAGACUGGUGGGCCGUUCAUCAUUCUGCUGAAGAAACGCUUAACCCAAAAGGUCCCCCUUCUGGGAAAGACCGAGUGAAGAAAGGUGGAUCCUACAUGUGCCAUAGGGCAGAGUCUCGCGCUGUUGUUCAGGCUGGAGUGCAAAUGACACGAUCUUGGCUCACUGCAACCUCCACCUCCCAGGUUUCAAGCAAUUCUCCUACCUCAGCCUUCACUCUCAGUAGCUGGGAUUACAGACGGAGUUUCGCUUUGUUGCCCAGGCUGGAGUGCAGUGGCUCCAUCUCAGCUCACUGCAAACUCCACCUCCUGGGUUCACGCCAUUCGCCUGCCUCAGCUUCCCGAGUAGCUGGGACUACAGGCGCCUGCCACCACGCCCGGCUAAUUUUUUGUAUUUUUAGUAGAGACGGGGUUUCACCGUGUUAGCCAGGAUGGUUUCGAUCUCCUGACCUCGUGAUCUGCCCGCCUCGGCCUCCCAAAGUGCUGGGAUUAUAGGCGUGAGCCACCGCGCCCGGCCAAUUCAGCCAAGUUUUAGGAUUCAAUAAAUUGAAACAACUUUAAAAAUUCAUGAUCUUAUUCACAUUUAUCAUCAGAAACAAAUGCAUUUUUACAUCUAAUAGUUCUUUUUUGAAAUUGAUUACUUAUUUUAUUUCAAAUUGUCUAAUUUUUAAAAAUUUAUGUUUUCUCUUUUUAGCUACUUUUUAAAAUUUUAUAAAUUACAUUUAUUUUUGUCAAGGUAAUGUGUUAACUAUAAUAAUGUGAGUGAGACACUUCUUGAAGUUAGAGAAUUCUGCUAGAACAUUGUUUAUUGAAACCAAAUCUCCAAAAAAUGGUGUAUUUCCUAGGUUUAAUUGUUCUUAUUUCAUAAUUUCCAUUAAAGUGAAUAUAUAAAGUCUGAUACAAUUUUCGAACUUGCACUUCCAGACUUAGAACCUAAGUCUAGACUUAAGACUAAGGCCCAAACAUUUUUCCAUUUUUCAUUAUUUCAAUUCUGAGCUCUUAAGGUAUAUUAUUUAAAUUUUUUGCAGAUUGCCUAUUAGAUUAUGGUAAUAAACAGAAAGCAUGUAAGAAAAAAUAUAGUGAGAACUUGAUUAAUAUUGUGCCUUUUAUGGAAUCAUCCAUAGGUAAUUGAACAAGGUAUCUUAGCAUCAAAUUAAAUAUUUUUUAACAUUUGCUAGAAUUUUGGCUAAACCUCUAGACUUUUUCCUUAGCAUUGUAUUGCCUGUAAAAAUCCAGUAAAGAUUUAUAUGUGAAUAUUAUUUAUUGAAAUCAUUUUCUCAAGAACUUACUAAAUAAUUUUGAUAUAUUAUUUCAGAUAUUAUUCCUCCCAGCUCCACAAAAUCAACAGAAACCAUUAAGUAGUCUUCAAAAGUUUUAAAUUUCACAUGACAGUGUAAUGGGAAACAUUUGAAUCUUUACUGUGAACAACUGAUGUUUUACUGCCUCAAUUUCUGAAAGGUUAUUUUCUUAUUUUGUUAAGUUGCUGGUUCUGAACUUUUUGGUCUCAGGUUCCUUUUAUAUUCUUAACAAUAGUUGAGGACCCCCUGAAAGCUUUGCAUUGUGUUGUUCUAUCUACCAAUAUUUAACAUAUUAGGAAUUAAAACUGAAAACAUAUAAAACUCAGGAACAUAUAGCACACAUUCCAUUAGCUGUGAGAAAGAUGAUGUCAUGUAGCCUCUGGAAAACACACACUUGUGAGAGAAUGACAGUUACAAGGCAAAUGACACUUAAGUAUUAUGAUGAAAAUAAUUUUGACAUUGCAGCCCACCUGUAAUGAUCUCAGGUCUCCCAGGCAUCCCUGGACCACACUUUGAGAACAUUGCAAUAGAUGGUUUUACAAUAACCUAAAACAUAAAUCUAGGUUGCAGUGAUACACCCAUUGCAUUGUUCUUUAAGUUCUGUGUAAAUAUGUCAUGUCUAAAAUGCUUCAUAAUUUUUACCUAUAGUACAUAGUAAUUAUAAGUGUACGUUAGGUGUUAUAUGCUACGACGGUGUUAUGAUGGAUCUUAAUAUUUUACAUUUGCCUUAUUGACACUGAUAAAACAUCUUUGAACUUAUUAUUUUAUAAGCUUUAACUUGCGAAACUUAUUUGUAAUAUUCGUUUAUAUUUUCCUCAUUAAUGAUUGCAUUUUCUCUUGGAAUCAUGGGCUUUAACAGAACAUGACUGCUGGUGUGAUGAAAAUGAAAUUUAAACAAUAAAACCUUCAGCACCA